CAGCUGAAUCAACGGCAUUUACUCGUUUUGUGCCUCUUCUUCUGCCGCUGCAGAGGAGUAGGGAACCGUGUGGUGUGGAGUGGUGGUAGGGCCUCUACUUUGGGGGCCCCGUGCUAAAUGCACACGACAUAUCGUCUCACAAUUGUUUUGACUAUGGCGUGUAUCAGUUCUAAUCGGGUAGCCACCCGAGUGCAAGAGAAAUUGUGCCAGUUUUUAAGUAACAAUAGAAACUACUAUCAGCAGUCCCGUCGGCGAUUCGCAGCCCCAUCCGCCACAGUGUACUCAUCAGCUUCCGGACAGCCACAGACACUCAGAGGAUUGUGUGGAAAAUUCUUACGUCAGCCAUGCACAGCAAAACCAUUGUUGCCCAUCACACAUCCUUGCAUGCGUGAGUACAGCUCGGUGCACACACAGCAGCCGGCAGGACCAGUCAGAGACUACCAAGUGCAGGUGGAUCCCUAUAUCCUCCUUGAGGAUGAACUCAAAUUCAUCUACGAUGAUAUCCGACAGUUGUUGGCAAAUGGAACGAAACAGCCAGAACUCGAUACAAUCGCCUCAUACUAUUUUGAUGGUCAGGGCAAAGCCCUACGUCCUAUGGUGACGCUUCUGAUGGCAAAAGCAAUCAACUACCACAUCCAGAACAAAGAAAAUAGUAGCAUCUUGCAUAACCAGCGACAAGUGGCGAUGAUUUCGGAAAUGAUACACUCGGCUAGUUUAGUUCAUGACGAUGUCAUAGACCAGUCAGAUUGCAGACGGGGAAAGCCCAGUGUAAAUAUCCUGUGGAAUCACAAGAAGGUGACGAUGGCUGGCGAUUACAUUUUGGCCAUAGCUUCCAUUUCAAUUGCCCGACUAAAGCAUGAUGACGUCACAAUAUCCCUCAGUAAGAUCCUUACUGACUUGGUUCAGGGAGAACUCAUGCAGCUUGGUUCCAAGGAGACGGAGAACGAGAGAUUUGCACACUACUUGACCAAAACAUACAGAAAGACAGCUUCACUGAUAGCCAAUGCUUUAAAAGCGGUCGCCCUGUUGGCCAAUGCGGAUGAGAACAUCUCGGAGAUUGCUUUCCAGUAUGGCAGGAACAUAGGGUUAGCGUUUCAGCUGGUGGAUGACUUGCUGGACUUUGUGUCAACGGCUGAAACGAUGGGCAAACCAACAGCGGCAGACCUCAAAUUGGGACUGGCAACGGCACCAGUUCUCUUCGCUUGUGAGAAAUAUCCUGAAUUAAAUCCAAUGAUAAUGAGACGAUUUCAAGAGCCAGGCGAUGUUGAGAAGGCCUUCGAAUUGGUGCACAAAUCCCAGGGAUUGGAGCAGACCCGCUUCUUGGCGCGCAAACACUGCAUUGAGGCGAUUCGAUUAGCACAAGAAUUGGCGGAGUCGCCCUAUCAGAAGGCACUGGUGGUCGUUGGCGAUUUAGUCCUGAAUAGAAUGAAAUAGUUAACACUUCUUUCCAACUAUUAUUUACUAUCUCAAGCAUACAUUAUACAAUUGUGGGGUGGGUGAAUACUCUUGUGCGACUGCGGAUGGUGUGUGAAUGUGGAGAUGCGAAUGGAUGCGAGCGUGCGUGUGUUGUAAGAUAUUCAACUGUCUCUCUAUUUCACUAUGGCUGAGGGACAGCGCUCUGUGGCUCUGUUUUUCCACCUCACGACGCCCGAGAGUGAUGUUGAAGAGCGCAUUCACAUCCGACAAGGCGAAAAAUGCACGAAACUUCCUCGUAGUGCGCUUUGCGGGUGUGAAGAGAGAGAGAGAGAGAUACAUAUAUAAAAAGAGCGUUAUAAUUUAUGCUGUUCGAUUGUGCGAAUCCGAAUGUGAGUGCGAUGAAUGCGAUCAAAAAAAGGUACACUUUAUAUGUUUCUUUUUCAUAUCAAUUGUGGAAGCAAAGGGCAAUUAAUGAGGGAAAAAAAUACACAUCGACCAUUUUUUUUUUCUUCUCACCUAUAAAUCUCUCUUUCGACAUUGCGUGGGACUUGACUUCCCACGAAACGCACGAGUAAAUCCCCAAAUAAAGAAAAAAUAGUCAAUUGCCGCCUAAUGAAGAGUUUAACUAUUUAUUUAAUUCACGAGUAUUUCAUUAAUGAGACUAUCUGAGACAUAUACAAAAAAAGAGAGAAGUCACAUUGCGGGAAGCAGUCGAGGAGGAAAUGGAGAAAAAAAGCGUGAGGAAAUAGCGAGAUGGGCGGAUGAUAUUUGUGUCAUUGUAUUGAUAUUUUUUAGCAAGAUGUUUCAUUGGUAGAAUUUGAGGAAGAGAUUCAAUGAUUUUCACCAUCUUUCGUCCAUCUCGUCGGCACAGAUUGCAAGAAAAACAGCGAAAUUGAGCGAUUCUCUGUAAAUUUUGUAAAUAAUUCAAUUAGAAAUCUACUUGAAUGUACACUUUUUACACUGAAUUCGAGAAGAUAAUCACCUUAUUUACUCUUAAUUGCAAUUUAAUUGUAACUAUCUAUCGUGUCAGUGAGAAUGUGAAAUGUUUGAAUGAUUUUUUUAUAUAUUUAAGUUCACUGUAAAUAAAAUUGAAGUGGAGAAAGAAAUGAGCGAAUAGAUGUUUACUCUAAGACAUGUAUAAGACAGACAAGUAUCGAUAAUUAUGUGGAAAUAUUUCUAACUUUUGUUAAAGAUAAAGGAAAAAGAAGAAGAAAAUGAAUUGUGUAAAAAAAAAGACGCUUGAGAGGUGGAGAAAAGUAGCGAUAAAGAAAACCUAUUAGGAUGUGAAGUUUAGAGAAUGUUUAAAAUAUUCUUAAUAAUUUGAGAGGAAGAUUAUUUUGUAUUCAUUUUUAUUAAUUUGUAAAAUUUUGUUGAGCGCGCGCUGGUCAAAUAAAAUUUUUUCAGUGGGAAAAAAAAUCACAAUGAGGAAAUUAGUCAUUUUUAGCAGUUUCCAAUCAAUUGCUAGUCAUUAUAAUAAAUAAUUUGAGUAAUUUCCAAUAUAAAUAAAUCAUCCCUGUAAGUUUUUUGUGUCUCCGCUCCCGCCCUUCCGUUUAUUAUUUGGUAAGCUCGAAAGCAUGGUUUUUCUUUCCACACACAAACACACAAUUUGUAUAUUUUUUUCACGUACUAAUGAUUCGUUACCAUUGCAAUUUUUGACGCAAAUUUUUGGAGGGAAGAAGAAACACUUUACAAGAAGGUCUAAUAAGCUCUGUUUAUUCUUUGUUUUUUUUUGUAUUAUUCUUAUUUAACGAAGAGUCGAAGGAGGUGGAAAAGAAGCUGGCGAAGUGGAAAGAAAUUUAUAUUGAUUCCAAAAUAUUAUGUUCAUAUAAUUUGAAAAGGUAAUUUUUUUUAGAUGAAAGAAAACACGCAACAUAUUUUAUAAAAUUUAGUUUAAACUACCUUUUUGAAGAAGUAGAAGGAAAAAUCCAUUAGAGACGAAGUGCUGUUGUGAGAGAGGAGUUUCGUGAGGAAAAAGAUCCCAAUGAAUGGAUGUGUGUGAAUGCGUAAUACUUUUUAUUUUGUGUAAAUAACCAAGAGAGGAUAGAAAGAUUGUCUCUGUAAAUAUAUAUAUAUUGCAUAGAGAAGGAGAUAGAAGAGAGAGAGAAAAAUAUUCAGUUUUUUUAAGCAAUAAUUUUUGUCUCUUUAAGCCUUGUAACAUCUCUUCUUUGUUGUAACAAAAAUAAUGUUGAAGAAAAGCAAAAUUCUACCAAUAAACAUUACAUUUUUUUCAA
This is a messenger RNA of Phlebotomus argentipes, 3647 nucleotides long. RefSeq names its product all trans-polyprenyl-diphosphate synthase PDSS1 (gene qless). The coding region runs from base 118 to 1434 and encodes 438 amino acids. The record is from RefSeq and is a predicted model, not a curated record. The transcript is spliced from 8 exons. Gene Ontology annotation, cellular component: transferase complex; mitochondrion. Gene Ontology annotation, biological process: ubiquinone biosynthetic process; isoprenoid biosynthetic process. Gene Ontology annotation, molecular function: prenyltransferase activity. Lineage: Eukaryota; Metazoa; Arthropoda; Insecta; Diptera; Psychodidae.